Molecule: messenger RNA, 2015 nt
Organism: Hibiscus syriacus
Lineage: Eukaryota; Viridiplantae; Streptophyta; Magnoliopsida; Malvales; Malvaceae
Product: probable WRKY transcription factor 3
Exons: 4
Coding region: 251-1648 (465 amino acids)
Biological process (GO): regulation of DNA-templated transcription
Molecular function (GO): sequence-specific DNA binding; DNA-binding transcription factor activity
Source: RefSeq, a predicted model, not a curated record
GUCGUCGGGGAGACAUAAGUAAGUUCACUUGUGCAAAUCGACCAUUGUGGGUUGGCGCUAUUACAGUUCCAGUCCCAGAAGAAACAAAGACAGAAGAACUCCAAAGGAAAAAGCAAAGCUUUUUAAGUAUUGUGGCGUGGACUUUUUGAUUCACUGAAUUUCUUGUCUCAGAUCCAUUUUCCGAUCCCAAAAGUAAAACUUUGAACCCAAUUAAAGACGAGACUUGUUUUUUUUGUUUUGUCGUUUUUUAAUGGACGAAAGCCAAGAGCAGAAGCCAUCAGCUCAGCCGUCGAAAGCGAUGGUGGCGGCGGCUUCACGGCCCUCGAUUACUCCCCCACCUCGUCCUUUCACAGAGGCGUCGUUCAACGGUGGAGCACACAUGAUGGGCUUUAGUCCGGGUCCCAUGACUCUUGUUUCCAACUUCUUCUCCGAAUACGACGAGUUUAAGUCGUUUUCUCAGUUGCUUGCCGGUGCCAUGGCCUCGCCGGCUGCAGGGAAAAGACCCAACUUUCCUCCUGUUACUACCAUCGAAGGUCAGGGUGGUGUCUCCGGCUCAGGCGGUGGAGGUGACCAUACAGGAUUACGGUUCAGGCAGAAUAAACCGGCUGGUUUGGUGAUAGCUCAACCGCCAUCGAUGUUUACGGUGCCGACAGGGCCGAGCCCGGCGAGCUUGUUGGAGUCUCCUCGCUUUAGUGUGUUUUCACGUGGUUCCCAGGGACCUUUCGGAAUGACGCACCAGCAGGCGCUAGGGCAGAUCACCGCGCAGGCACAUUCGUUGGCACCUGCUGCAUCUUCGGCAUCGGUUGCCAGUGUGACAAUGAACCAGCAGAUGCCACACGAUUCGACUUUUACUAUGAAAGAACCAUCAGAUGCAUGCCAAUCUGAUCAUGGGUCCCAACCUGCUUCACUUGUUGUAGAUAAGCCUGCUGAUGAUGGGUAUAACUGGCGUAAGUACGGGCAGAAACAGGUUAAAGGGACUGAGUUUCCGAGAAGUUACUAUAAGUGCACGAAUCCUGGUUGUCCGGUGAAGAAGAAAGUCGAGAGAUCGAUAGAUGGCCAAGUGACUGAAAUCAUUUACAAAGGGCAGCAUAACCAUCAACCUCCGCUGCUGAAUAAGCGUGGGAAAGAUACCGGAAGCUUAAAUGGACAUGCAGGUAAUCAGGGGAAUCCCGUAUCAGCUAGCCAACUUGAGAGUGGCAACUCAAACAUAGUGAUUUAUAAGGACCAAGAAUCUAACCAAACUACUGGGACGAGUGACAGUGAAGAAGCUGGUGAGAAUGAAGUUGUAGAUGAAAAUGACGAAGACGAACCCGACCCCAAAAGACGAAGUACAGAAAUCAGGGUCACGGAGCCAGCUUCUUCUCAUCGGACUGUCACGGAACCCAGAAUUAUUGUGCAGACGACUAGCGAGGUUGAUCUCUUGGAUGACGGCUAUAAGUGGCGAAAGUAUGGACAGAAAAUUGUCAAAGGCAAUCCUCAUCCAAGAAGCUACUAUAAAUGCUCAACCCCGGGAUGCAACGUCCGUAAGCAUGUUGAGAGGGCUUCGACAGAUCCCAAAGCCGUUAUAACAACAUACGAGGGAAAACAUAAUCAUGACGUACCGGCUGCCAAAACAAGGUGCCACAACACAGCCAAUAGUAAUGCUUAACAUGCAAGAACGCAAAACAUACUGCCCGAGAGGUAUAGUCGACAACCUGUAGCACGUCUACUGUUAAAAGAAGAGCAGAUAACAUAACACAACUAUGGAAGGUAAAAUCUGUCAUAUUUUCCUAAGUUUUUUAUUCACACUCACGGUUGAUGUUUUAAUGGAGGCCAUUCACUCAACCGAUAUGAUAUACGAAAGAAAAAAGGGAAACAUAAGAAAAAAGUCAGUUUGGAACAAACUCAUUAUCGGGAUCGAAUCGAGGUGAUGCUGUUGUUGCUUGUAAACUAGUACAGUGAGCAUAUUGUGUUUAGUUCUACCAUUCCAUGCAUUCUUUUGUACAUGGAAAUACUGAAUCAAUGUUGUCUGACAU